Messenger RNA from Naumovozyma castellii, 2367 nucleotides. It is a transcript of the gene AMD1, whose product is annotated as AMP deaminase. The coding region runs from base 1 to 2367 and encodes 788 amino acids. The transcript has a single exon. NCBI's taxonomy places the organism in Eukaryota, Fungi, Ascomycota, Saccharomycetes, Saccharomycetales, Saccharomycetaceae. The record is from RefSeq and is a predicted model, not a curated record.
AUGGAUAUUAAUAGAGCUGGUCAAGACUUUUCGGAUCUAUCCCUUGAAGUAGCCCCCUCUCAUGAUGAGAUCGAUCAAAAUCAAAAUGGUUCUGGCAUGUUAUUAAGUAAUGAUUUGAGAAGUAUAAACACUAAAGAAGAUGCUAACCCGUUGGAAUUACAAAUUUCUCAGACUAGUAUGCAAAGUCAAGAUGAUGACAUUAUUUCCAAUAAUGAUGCCCACUAUUCAUAUCAUGAGAAUCAACAGUUACAUGAAAAUAAUUCUAAGCAAAUUGCUGUUGACGAACAUGAUACACAUACCACUAUCCCACUUCAACCAUCACUAGCUUCUAAACCAAGUGCUACAAAGAUGAGAACCUUAUCUGAGAGUGCGCAAAAUAUAGUCCCCAAUCCCCUCAGACCACCUACGACAGAAGCAUCCCAAGAAAAGAAGGAAAGUGGGUCUCUUUACAAAAUGGGUAUGCUUGCAGAUGAUGCAGCUCAACAAUUUUUGGAUGAACCAUCCCCAGAAUUGGUCGAUCUCUACUCAAAAGUGGCUGAAUGUAGAAACUUAAGAAGUAAGUAUCAAUCUUUAUCAUUGCAGCUUUCUGAACAAAACCCCAAAAACAGUCCAGAUUGGAACGUUUAUCCUGCUCCUCCCAAACCAUCGUACAAUGCGGAAACAAAAACAGUUAUUAGUGUUGUUAAUAAGCCUGAUUCUGAAGUUUUCGAUUUUAAUCAAUGUGAAAUACCUGGUGAGGAUCUAGAUUGGGAGUUUGAUAUCAACAAUGAUGAUUCAUAUUUUGUUCAUAAGAAAGGUGAGCCAACUCAGGUUAUCGCAGAGAUUCCUACCUUACGUGAUUAUUAUUCCGAUUUAGAAAAGAUGAUUUCCAUAUCUUCAGAUGGUCCCGCCAAAUCAUUCGCCUUUAGAAGAUUACAAUAUUUGGAAGCUCGUUGGAACUUAUACUAUUUGUUAAAUGAGUAUCAAGAGACCACUGUUUCAAAGAGAAAUCCACAUAGAGACUUCUACAACGUAAGAAAAGUGGACACUCACGUUCAUCAUUCAGCAUGUAUGAACCAAAAGCAUCUCUUACGUUUCAUUAAGCAUAAGUUAAGACAUUCCAAGGAAGAGAAGGUAAUCUUUAGAGAUGGUAAAGUCUUAACUCUGGAUGAAGUGUUUAACUCCUUGAAUUUAACGGGCUACGAUCUAUCCAUUGAUACUUUAGAUAUGCAUGCUCAUAAGGAUACUUUUCAUAGAUUUGAUAAAUUCAAUUUAAAAUAUAAUCCAAUUGGUGAAUCACGUUUAAGAGAAAUCUUUUUGAAGACAGACAACUAUAUUAAGGGUACCUACCUGGCUGAUAUUACCAAACAAGUGAUCUUUGAUCUAGAAAAUUCUAAAUAUCAAAACUGUGAAUACAGAAUUUCCAUUUAUGGGAGAUCUAUUGAUGAAUGGGAUAAACUAGCAGGUUGGGUGAUUGAUAACAAAGUUAUCUCGCAUAAUAUUCGUUGGUUGAUUCAAAUACCACGUCUAUAUGAUAUUUACAGAAAAUCAGGAAUCGUUAAAAAUUUCCACGACACUUGUAAAAAUAUCUUCCAACCAUUAUUUGAAGUGACUAAGAAUCCUCAAUCACAUCCAAAAUUACAUGUUUUCUUACAAAGAGUUAUCGGUUUUGAUUCAGUGGAUGAUGAAUCUAAGGUAGACCGUAGAUUCCACAGAAAAUAUCCAAAACCCUCCCUCUGGGAAGCCCCACAGAACCCACCUUAUUCUUAUUAUUUAUAUUACUUAUAUUCUAGCAUGGCAUCAUUAAAUCAAUGGAGAGCCAAGAGGGGAUUCAAUACAUUGGUUUUGAGACCGCAUUGUGGGGAAGCUGGUGAUCCAGAACAUUUGGUUUCUGCAUACUUAUUGGCACAGGGGAUUUCUCAUGGGAUUUUGUUAAGAAAGGUCCCAUUUGUUCAAUAUUUAUAUUAUUUGGAUCAAGUGGGUAUUGCCAUGUCACCUUUAUCCAAUAAUGCUUUGUUCCUAACAUAUGAUAAAAACCCAUUCCCAAGAUACUUCAAGAGAGGUUUGAACGUUUCCUUGUCUACUGACGAUCCAUUACAGUUUUCAUACACUAGAGAACCUUUAAUUGAAGAAUAUUCAGUUGCUGCGCAAAUUUAUAAACUUUCCAAUGUUGAUAUGUGUGAAUUAGCCAGAAACUCUGUACUACAAAGUGGAUGGGAAGCUCAAAUCAAAGAACAUUGGAUUGGUAAGAAUUUUGAGAAGAGCGGUGUAGCUGGUAAUGAUGUAGUUAAGACAAAUGUUCCAGAUAUCAGAAUCAAUUAUAGAUAUGAUACUCUUUCUACCGAAUUGGAAUUAGUUAAUCAUUUUGCCAAUUUUGGUAAUGAAUGA